UCGGCGAGGCGGCGGUCGCCAACUUUGGCUUCAAUUAGGCGUAUUUGCGAGCUGUUUUUCAUUAUAUGUCAGCGAGUUCUCACCAAGAAGUCUCAUAAUGUCGACGAAUUUUGGUUAAAUAGACCAAUGAAAGCUCCGACAUGAAGUUAAGAAGUGUUGUUUCGUAAGCCUCAGAUUUCACUUUCACUUAAACGCGACAUUUUGUUCAAUGAAAUCGGAGUUUUUCAGGAUGAAAGUGAUGAAGGCGAUUCUUGCUUUGAUGGUAGGAUGUUUGCUCUUUCUAGUGCCUGGUGUGUCCGGAGAUGAAGUGUCAGUGUCUGCGAUGGAGGGAGAUUCAGUCAUUCUACACACUGGUGUUGACACAAACAAAGAAGAUAGAAUGACAUGGUAUUUUAAUAACAUUCGUAUAGCUUAUAUAAAUGGAGAGAAGAAUAAGAUCUGUACAGAUGAUCGGUGUCCCCAGAGAUUCAGAGACAGACUGAAGCUGACAGACAGUUCUCUUACGAUCAUAAACAUCAACACUUCAGAUGCUGGAGUUUAUAAAGUAGAGAUCACCAGCCGUAACAUCGCAAAGAGCUUCAGUGUUACAGUCCGUGGUGCUUCUGCUGUUGAUCCAGAAAGAGCGUCAGUGUCAGUGAUGGAGGGAGAUACAGUGACGUUACACACUGGUGUUCAAAUGAACCAAAGAGACAGAAUGAUAUGGAUUUUUGGAGAAGAUCGCCUAGCUAUAAUUAAUGGAGAUAAACAUGAGCUCUGUGAAGAUGUUGAGUGUAAAGAGAGAUUCAGAGACAGACUGAAGCUGGACAAUCAGACUGGAUCUCUGACCAUCAUGAACAUCACAAACACAGACUCUGGACUUUAUAAACUGAAGAACACCACCCUCAACACUGACAAUAUCUUUAGCGUUAAUGUACAUGGUGAGUCGUUUAUAAAUUUAAAGACAGUCAAAGAUGUUCCAGAUUCAGGAUCGUCUUCAUCUGCCGCUGUUGCUGUUGUUGUUCUUCUUCUUCUUCUGCUCGUUGCUGCUGUGGUUUUCUACAAGCGCCAAUCAAUAAUGCAAUUCAUCAGGAGGCAGCGCGGGAGACAGGAGCGCCGUGAACAGAGAGAUGAUGCUCAAGCCCCUGAACAGAUUGAAACUCUAAUGCAUAGGUCUUCUACUGGGACAUCUCGUGAGACGGAGGCUGCCGGUGAGACGGAGGCUGCCGGUGAGACGGAGGCUGCCGGUGAGACGGAGGCUGCCGGUGAGACGGAGGCUGCCGGUGAGACGGAGGCUGCCGGUGAGACGGAGGCUGCCGGUGAGACGGAGGCUGCCGGUGAGACGGAGGCUGCCGGUGAGACGGAGGCUGCUGGUGAGACGGAGGCUGCCGGUGAGACGGAGGCUGCCGGUGAGACGGAGGCUGCCGGUGAGACGGAGGCUGCCGGUGAGACGGAGGCUGCCUGUGAGACGGAGGCUGCUGGUGACACUGAGGCUGCUGAUCAGUCACAACUGUAA
This is a messenger RNA of Carassius auratus (goldfish), 1492 nucleotides long. RefSeq lists its product as uncharacterized. The transcript is spliced from 6 exons. NCBI's taxonomy places the organism in Eukaryota, Metazoa, Chordata, Actinopteri, Cypriniformes, Cyprinidae. Bases 209 to 1492 code for a protein of 427 amino acids. The record is from RefSeq and is a predicted model, not a curated record.